Molecule: messenger RNA, 1776 nt
Organism: Ipomoea nil (Japanese morning glory)
Lineage: Eukaryota; Viridiplantae; Streptophyta; Magnoliopsida; Solanales; Convolvulaceae
Product: putative protein FAR1-RELATED SEQUENCE 10
Exons: 5
Coding region: 1-1776 (591 amino acids)
Biological process (GO): regulation of DNA-templated transcription
Source: RefSeq, a predicted model, not a curated record
AUGAAGCUAGGUGAAGUGGAUUCGUAUCAUUUGGAUACUUCUCCUGGUUUGACAAAAUGUUAUGUCCCUUUGUGUGAAGAUUCAAUUAAACCUUUUGUUGGGAAGGUUUUUCCUGAUUUGGAUAUUGGGGUUGCAUUUUAUAAUAAAUAUGCAUCGAUUAUUGGGUUUGAUGUUCGACUAGGUUACAUGGCAAAAUCUAAUAAUGAAGUAGUGUUUGGAGUAUUGUCAAGACAGUUUCUGAAGUUGAAUAGAAAGGUUGGUCCUGGUCAUAUGAAGUUCGUUGCUGAUUGUGGAAAAGUGAACAUUGGGCCAGUGCAGAGUUUUCGGUUGUUUGGUGAGAUGUUUGGUAGGUUAUCAAAUGUUGGUGCAACAAGUUUGGAAUUUUGGAAUAUUAAAAGGGAUAUAGAUUCAUUUUCUGCUGGGAUUGGGAUGAUGUUGUUUCUAGGAAGAAUUUUACCCUUUUUUGGUGAUGUUGUGUCAUUUGAUGCUACAUAUCAGACAAACAGGUUGUUGACAAAAGAGGAUAUUGAGUCAUAUGUGUGGUUGUUUGAGAAAUUCAAGGAAGCGAUGUGCAGCGAGCUAAGAUUGCUUGUUACUGAUCAAGACCCAGCAAUGAGGGUUGCAUUCCCACGUGUGUUCAAGGAAGCUAAGCAUAGGUUUUGCAUUUGGCACAUUAUGUAUAAGGUAGGAGAUAAGGUUGGCCCUUCAUUGAGUAAAAAUGAGACUUUUAUGUCAAAGCUGAAUUCUGUUGUAUGGAGUCAUUAUUUGGAACCAGCUGAAUUUGAUCAUCAAUGGAAUCUUUUCAUGGAGGAAUUUGGGUUGUUGGAGCAUAGUUGGUUUCUCAAAAUGUAUGAUCUUCGUCAUCUUUGGAUCCCCGCAUAUUUUAGCAAUGUUAGUAUGAAUGGUUUAAUUAUGACUACUUCACGUUCAGAGAGUGAGAAUAACUUGUUUGGUUCUUUUACUACUCCUCAGUCCAAUUUGGUUGAAUUUUUUAUGCAUUUUGAUCGUGCUAUUGGCAGUCAACGUUAUUCUAUUAAUAAACUCAACAGUGACUCUGAGGCAUGUUUUCCAGAUUUGAAGACACCGUUGUCCAUGGAGAAACAUGAUGCAUAUGUGUAUACUCUUACAGUUUUUUAUUUGGUGCAAGUUGAGAUUUGUGCAGCAUGUUUUAGUUGUCGAGUUCUAAAUGUUCGGGAGGACCAAGGUGUUUUGUAUUAUGAUAUGAAAGAUGGAAAUGAUCGAGUUUUUAGUGUGGUGCAUAAGGUUGCUGAAGUCAUAGCUUCAUGUGGAUGUAAAAUGUUUGAAAUGUUAACCGGUGGACCAAAAGUGCAUCAUUGGGUCGGACUUUUGAUAGGUGUUGUUGUUGAUCAAUGUGGAGGUGUUGAUGAGAAGUUUGUGCUAUUGAAAAAUGUUUGGUUAGAUAUUCAAUGUUGUGUUAGUAUGGUUCAGUCUGACAUGGAUCGUUUGCAAGUGUUUUCCCAGAUCAUUAAGGAGCAUAAAGAUAUGUUUUUGGCUGAUAAGGGUGGCUGUUCUUCUGCUGUUGAUAAGAGGUCAAUCAUUGAGUUAGUAUGUGGUUCUUCAGUUCCUUCUGGAGUUUCUAUUCUUCUACCAAACAAAGCAAAAAACAAGGGUAGUGGUAGGCGCAUUAAAGGAUGCAAGGAGAUUGCUAUUGAACAAAGUAAGAAGGAGAGGACUUGCAAGAGUAGCAACAAACCUAAUCAUGAUAGUAGGAAUUGUCCGUUGAGGAAAAUGAAGGAUAAAGUGUGCAAUUUAUAG